Messenger RNA from Microthlaspi erraticum, 4701 nucleotides. The record is from the annotation of a GenBank genome assembly. Lineage: Eukaryota; Viridiplantae; Streptophyta; Magnoliopsida; Brassicales; Brassicaceae.
AUGACACAGUCUGCCUCCAAUCGUCAAUCGCUCUCUCUGUUCAUACUCUCCGGCCAUCUCUUUCUCGGAUUUCGCAUUUCUCCUCUCGAUUGCGCUCCUAAUCGUGUUUGGAAAAUGGUGAAAAACGGAACCGCCGCAGAUUCAAAGGCGAAGCCUGCGACGCAGAGGAAGAGAAGUCUUCCCGAGGACAACGUAUCAGAUGAUGAUACCGUCACUAGGAGGAGGCCGAAGCGAGUCGCUGCUGUCAAAAACUACAGAGAGAAACCCAUCCGUAUCUCGGAAAAGUCUGCCACCAUCGAAAUAAAGCAGCAUCAGGUUGCGGAAGACGAGUUCCUCGCUCUGCACUUGACAACUUCUUCUCCUCAGAGCAACGGUGAAGAGCCUCGUCAAACCAGGAGGCUAACCGAUUUCGUUUUGCAUGAUUCACACGGUGAUCUACAUCCUGUGGAGAUGUUGGAAAUUGCUGACAUUUUCAUUUCGGGUGUGAUUUUACCUUCAGAUGAAUGUGAAGAUGAGAAAGAAAAAGGAGUGAGGUGCGGAGGUUUCGGCCGUAUCGAGCAUUGGAGUAUCUCCGGGUACGAAAACGGUGUUCCUGUGGUUUGGAUCUCGACGGAGUUAGCGGAUUACGCCUCCGUGAAACCGGCUGCGACUUACAGGAAGUAUUUUGAUCAUUUCUAUCACAAGGCGUUGGCUUCUGUUGAGAUUUACAAGAAAGUAGCCAAGUCAGCUGGUGGGAGUCCUGACAUGAGUUUUGACGAGUUGAUUGCGGCGUUGGCGAGGUCGAUGGCCGGAAACAAGUACUUACCUGAUGCUUCAUACGUUCGAGAUUUUGUUACAGUUCAGGGAGAGUUCAUAUAUAAUCAGCUUGCUGGUUUGGAUGAGACGGCCAACAAAAACGAAAUGCGCUUCGUUGAGAUUCCGGUGCUCGUUGCUCUCAGAGAUGAGAAGAGCAAACAGAACAAUCCUGUUCAUAUGGAAGGGGUGUCUUCUACUGGUGCUCUGAAGAUUGAUGGAGUUUCUGACAAUAGAGAGGGAAAGAAACCUGUACAAGACGAAGCUGUUGAUGAGGAUGAAAGGUAUGCUAAGAUUGUACAAGAUGAAGAGUACAGGAAAUCUUUGCAACGGCCUCGAAGAAACGGCGGCAGGGCAGCUCCUUCAAAGAAUGCCUACUUCAAAACCACUGAAGAUGAGAUUGCCAUUGAUUAUCCUCUCCCAGCUUAUUAUAAGACUUCUCAGGAAGAAGCAGAUGAGCUUAUAGUGACUGAGGCUGAUUAUGAGUUUAACUAUGAGGACUUACCUCGCAGUAUGCUUAACAAUUGGGCUCUCUACAACUCUGAUUCAAGGCUGAUAUCCCUGGAGCUUCUUCCGAUGAAGCCUUGUGCUGAUAUGGAUGUCACUAUUUUUGGUUCCGGUUUGAUGAGUGAAGAUGAUGGAACCUGGGUUAGUCUUGAUGAUGAUUCUAAUGCCUCUACUCAGGGUUCUUCUCAUGGUGUGCCCAUUUUCCUCAGUCAGAUAAAGGAAUGGAUGAUUGAGUAUGGUGGUUCCAUGGUCGCGAUUACUAUACGAACCGAUGCGGCUUGGUAUCGACUUGGGAGACCUUCAAAGCAAUACGCUCCUUGGUAUGAACCUGUUUUGAAAACAGCGAGGGUUGCGAUAAGCAUCUUGACUCUGCUGCAGGAACAAACUAGAAUGUCUAAGCUAUCGUUUCUACAUGUCCUCAAAAGGGUGUCCGAGUUCGAGAAGAUCAACAAGGCCUUUCUUUCUUCUAGUCUAGAUGCUGUCCAGAGAUAUGUUGUGGCCCAUGGACAGAUCAUCAUGCAGAUUUUUGCAGAAUAUCCUAACAAAGAUAUCCAAAAGUGUACGUUUAUUACUGAUCUUGCAACUAAAAGGGCGGAUAAGGAAAACAGUAGAUGGACCAUCAAGAAGAAGAAGCAAAUUUUGCAGAAAGAGAAUCUGAACCCAAGGGCAAAUAUGGCACCUGUGGUGUCCAAGAGGAAAGCUAUGCAGGCAACAACAACUCGUCUGAUCAACAGAAUUUGGGGCGAGUUUUACUCCAAUUACUCUCCGGAGGAGGCAGUGCAGGCAGUUGGUGCAGAAGUUGUGGAGGAAGAGGUUGAAGAAGAGGGCGAAAAUGAAGAGGAUGACGCAGAUGAAGCAGAGGAAACUGUGCCCGAACCAGUUGAUGUUCAGAAGUCUCAUACUCCUCCAAAGAAAAUCCGAAGCAGUUCUGGAAAACUGGAAAUAAGAUGGGAAGGCGAGAGUCUAGGAAAAACUUCUGCUGGUGAGCCUCUCUAUCGACAAGCAUUAGUUGGAGGGGAAAUGGUGGCUGUAGGUAGUGCUGUCGUCUUGGAAGUUGAUGAUACAGAUGAAGUUCUGGCCAUCUACUUGGUGGAGUACAUGUUCGAAAGUUCAGAUCACGGCAAAAUGCUGCAUGGAAGAUACCUACAGAGAGGAUCCGAGACUGUUCUAGCGAAUGCUGCUAACGAGAGGGAACUUUUCCUGACUACUGAAUGCCUGAGUGUACAUCUCAAGGACAUCAAAGGAACAGUCAGUUUCGAGAUUCGGUCAAGGCGGUGGGGUUAUCAGUUUAGAAAAGAGAACACGACUGAAGAUAAGCUUGACCGAGCCAGAGCAGAAGAAAGAAAGACUAAAGGUUUGCCAAUAGAGUAUUACUGCAAGAGUUUAUACUUGCCUGAGCGUGGAGGAUUCUUUAGUCUUCCACGAGGUGCUAUAGGUUGUGGUACUGGAUCCUGCAAUUCCUGCAGGAUAAGAGCGGAUGAAGAAGAAAGGUCGAAACUGAAACUUAACGCUUCAAAGACUGGAUUUUUCUCCAAAGGGAUUGAGUAUUCCGUCGAGGACUAUGUUUAUGUCACCCCUGAUUCCAUAACUAGUGAUGAAUCGACAAAGGGCGAUGAGAAAUUCAAGUCUGGUCGCAACAUUGGCUUAAAAGCUUUUGUUGUUUGCCAAUUGCUUGAAGUCAUUGUAAAGGAUUCUAGAAAGGGUUCCUUUGAAGUAAGCGUGAGAAGAUUUCACAGGCCUGAGGACAUCUCUCCGGAAAAGGCCUAUGCCUCAGAUAUCCAAGAGGUGUAUUACAGUGAAGACACAUAUGUUCUCCAUCCAGAGGCUAUUCAGGGAAAGUGCGAAGUCAGGAAGAAGAUUGAUAUGCCUUUACGCCGAGAAUACCCAAUAUCAGAAAACAUUUUCUUCUGUGAGCAUUUCUUUGACUCAUCCAAUGGUUCUCUGAGACAGUUGCCGGCGAAUAUCAAGCCGAAGUUCUCUAAAAUCAAGGACGACACGCUUCUCAGGAAGAAGAAAGGGAAGGGUGUGGAGAGUGAAACCGAUUCCGCGGCUGUCAAGCCUGUUGAUGCAGCUAAAGAGAUGCGUCUGGCGACAUUAGAUAUCUUUGCUGGUUGCGGUGGCUUGUCUCAGGGACUUGAACAAGCAGGUGUGUCUGCAACAAAAUGGGCAAUUGAGUAUGAAGAGCCCGCUGGUCAAGCUUUUAGACAGAAUCAUCCCGAAUCAACAGUUUUUGUUGAUAACUGUAACGUGAUCCUGAGAGCCAUAAUGGAAAGAUGCGGAGAUCAAGACGAUUGUAUCUCCACAACCGAGGCAAACGAACUUGCGGGGAAGCUUGAUGAGGAACAAAAACAAACUCUGCCAAUGCCAGGCCAAGUCGAUUUCAUCAAUGGAGGUCCUCCAUGCCAGGGCUUUUCUGGUAUGAAUCGAUUCAACCAGAGCUCGUGGAGUAAAGUCCAAUGCGAGAUGAUUUUAGCAUUCCUUUCCUUCGCUGAUUAUUUCCGCCCGAGAUACUUUCUCCUUGAGAACGUCAGGAACCUUGUCUCGUUCAACAAAGGACAGACGUUUAGACUCACCCUAGCAUCUCUUCUGGAAAUGGGCUAUCAGGUAAGGUUUGGGAUUUUGGAAGCAGGAGCAUAUGGUGUUUCCCAAUCCCGGAAAAGAGCGUUUAUAUGGGCAGCUGCACCGGAAGAUGUUCUUCCCGAGUGGCCCGAGCCAAUGCACGUCUUCAACGUGCCGGAGCUGAAAAUCUCCUUAUCCAAAGGCUUAACCUACGCUGCUGUUCGUAGUACACAAACCGGCGCACCUUUCCGCCCGAUCACCGUGAAAGACACGAUCGGCGACCUUCCUCCAGUAGAGAACGGUGAAUCCCAAACGAAGAAAGAGUAUCAAGGUGAACCAAUCUCCUUGUUCCAAAAGGAGAUCAGAGGGGAGAUGAUUGUUUUGACAGAUCACAUAUGCAAGGAGAUGAAUGAGCUGAACCUCAAGCGUUGUCAGCAUAUCCCAAAGAGACCAGGCGCUGAUUGGCGUAGCCUUCCAAACGAGAAGGUCAAGCUAAAAAACGGGCAGAGUGAAGAUUUGAUCCCAUGGUGUCUGCCAAACACAGCGAAGCGACACAAUAUGUGGAAAGGACUGUACGGAAGAUUGGAUUGGCAAGGAAACUUUCCAACAUCAAUCACCGAUCCUCAGCCUAUGGGUAAAGUUGGAAUGUGCUUCCAUCCAGACCAAGACCGGAUUCUCACUGUCCGUGAAUGUGCCCGAUCUCAGGGGUUCCCGGAUAGGUAUGAGUUUGUUGGGAACAUAAUACAUAAGCACAGGCAGAUCGGAAAUGCGGUGCCACCACCACUUGCCUAUGCUCUUGGUCGCAAGCUUAAAGAAGCGUUACAACUCAACAACCAACCUUAG